Messenger RNA from Copidosoma floridanum, 513 nucleotides. RefSeq lists its product as uncharacterized. The record is from RefSeq and is a predicted model, not a curated record. Lineage: Eukaryota; Metazoa; Arthropoda; Insecta; Hymenoptera; Encyrtidae.
AUGUCAUCAAAAUCAAUCGAAGAGACACGGUGCGAGGAUCAUUACGUUGAUUACACUGCGUGCAAUAAAGACGGCCGUUACAUUGUCAAAUUACCGUUGAAACGACAAAAUGAGAAUUUCAGCGAUUCAAGGCCUCAAGCUCUCCGACGCCUCAACGCGUUACAAACUCGUCUUGAUUCUAAUCCCGAAGUUGAGGUAGCAUACGAAAGGGUAAUAAAAGAGUAUAUUGAGUUAGGUCACAUGUCAUUGGUGCGUGAUGAGUUUUCGAGUGGCUAUUACAUGCCUCAUCACAUGAUGAUAAAAAAGUCAAGCAGCACCACGAAGGUGCGCGUCGUCUUCAAUGCAUCUGCUAAGGCCAGUAAGGGCUUCUCCUUAAAUGACGUUUUAAUGGUUGGUCCUACAAUCCAGUCCAAAAUGUUUGAUCAUCUUUUGCGCUUCCGCACCUAUCGAUAUGUCAUCACGGCCGACAUCGCACAGAUGUACCGAAAAAUACUCGUUCACCCCGAUCACUGA